Messenger RNA from Thermothelomyces thermophilus ATCC 42464, 3900 nucleotides. RefSeq lists its product as uncharacterized. The transcript is spliced from 5 exons. The coding region runs from base 446 to 3433 and encodes 995 amino acids. NCBI's taxonomy places the organism in Eukaryota, Fungi, Ascomycota, Sordariomycetes, Sordariales, Chaetomiaceae. The record is from RefSeq and is a predicted model, not a curated record.
CCACACUGGCACGAUUCAGGCGACCCGUCCGAGUCGCUGACCUGUCGCGCGCUUGCACGCACGUUCAUUGCAUCCUUGCAAGUUGGAGCCGCCGAACCGUAGGUCCUGGGGCAUUGCAGCGUGCAUCGCCGGGGCUCGCAGCUCGCCGAACUACGGAGUAAUCGCAGCUGCAUCUGCUCCGGUUCCUUUUCGCUUGGCCGCUUUGAGAAGUGGUCGCGGUUGAGGGUGACGGUGUGGUUUGCGCCCUUUUUACGGCUUUGACGCCUGCGCAUUCGCCGGAUCGUCUACAUACCUUAAUCAGCAGCAGCAGGAGCAGGAGCAGGAGCAGGAGCAGGAGCAGCCCGAGUCCAGCGACCGCCUUCCAUUUAGCACCCGCUGAUCGCUGAACCCGCUAAUCUUUCACCGCCCGCGCGCACGCAGCGUUUUGAUCCUUCCCGGCGCAAGCAUGCCGUCCAAGCUCCCUUGGUCUGGCAAGAACAACCGCUCUCAACACAAUCUCGUGGCGUCGAGGGGUGCCGAGGACCCUGUCUCGGUGCCCGCAUCAGCUGCUGGUGGUGCGAACCCCCCGAGUGUGGGUGCGGGUGCGGGUGCGGGUGCAGGUGCGGGCGGUGCAAACCCCCCCUCAGCCUCGCCCAACCCGGCCUUCAGCUCCAGCGAAUCCUUUCAAACCGAGACCGCAAACGCCGGCCGGGGUAAUCACGCACAACAACAAUCCCCGCCUCCGCCGCCACACUUGGUUAACCCCUACGGCGACCCUGGUGCCGGCGACAACUCCGCGAGCAUUCCGCCGCAGCUGCAGCACUCUAACAGUGUUUCGGCCGCCUUCGACUCGCGCCGGCAGCGGGACGACCAAGAAUUUCCCGACCAGGUGACGCGCUCCCAAUCGUAUCGCUACACACAGCCGUCCCCCACUUCAACCCAACAACUGCUCCUCCAGCAGCAGCAUCAGGAGCACCAGCAGCACCAUCACCACCAGCACUAUCACCACCCCCACCAGCAACACGCACAACAUCCACAACACCCACAACAUCCACAACACCCACAACACCCGCAACACCCGCAACACCAACAAAUUCAGCCACUGCCAGGAUCUGCCUCGGUCGAGGAUCUUAGCUCUCCUGGCCACCCAAACAUUUCGUCGCCCAUUCUUGGUGCUCCCCCACGACCCCAUUACGUCCAACAGCAGCAGCCGCCACCGCCACCGCCGCCCCAGGCCCAGCCUCCGAAGCCGAAGCAGUCUACUCGCAAGCUGAUCAAAAACAUACUCAAUCCCCGGGGCCAGGACUUCGCACCUCAGACGCAACAUAACCAACACGGCGGUGCCGCAGGCCCAGCACGCAGGAACUCGAAGCGCGUGAGCCUCCCUACGCCGUACCCCCCGCCAAUUCGGACCGGCGCCUCCCAGAUCUCGCUCGAUCAGCAGCAGCAGCUCGAGUGGCAGAACCAGGGCCCUCCGACUCAGCCAUCCCCCCUGCAAGGUGUAGGAUCUUUCCGCGAAUCGUUCGUAACUGAGGACUCUGACCAAGAGCUGCGUGUGCAGAACCCACAGGACAACCAUCACUCGACCAUCAGGCCAGUCCCAGCUUCAGACGCCGAGUCGUCCUCGUACUCGACUGAAGAUAACGGGUACCGCCCACACAGAGGACAUCUCUCGUCUCACGGUCAGCUUCCCCCCGAGCUGCAACACCAGCAAUAUAACCAGGCGGUUUUCGAAGCCGACUCGCAUCCGCAUCAGCACCAGCAGCAGCAACAACAACAACAACAACCACAGUAUCAGUUCUCAGACUACCAGCAGCAGCAGCAGCAGCAGCAGCAGCAGGCCCAGUAUCAGGGCGGCAACCAGCAGGCAUUUUCGGGACACCUCGCCGCCAAUCCGCAGCACCAGAACCCCGAAACCGUGUCGCAGCUGUCGCAUGAGUCUCCCACCAAGGAUUCGGACCAGCCUUCUACUAGUAGCGUACCACCGCCGACGGUGCAGAGCGGCUCCGCUGCGGUAAACUACCCCGCGCAGACACAGGAUCUUCCCGGACUGCAGAACCCACUACCUGGUGCUCAAACUCGGGCCCCGCAGCAGCAAACCAUGGCCCCACCAUCCGGCGGGCCGCCCCCGGCGCGGAGGUCCCAGGAGGCGGAGAAGAUGCGUGAGCAAGUGCAGCCGCCGCCCGGGCCGCCACCGAACUACCGGCAGAGCCAACAGAACCCCAACAUGAAUCCGUUACCCCAACCUCCCAAUGCGGGACCGCCGAACCCGAACUUCCGCGCUAGCAACGUGCCCGACAGGCAGCAGUUUGAUGGACAGGGCGAGCCUCAAGGGCGUAACAGCCCGCAGCCCCCACCUAACGAUCGCGCGGCCGAAGACCCCGAGAAAGCGUUCAAGGACCUCUUGACCAAAUACAAGAACGUCAAACGGCUCUACUUUGACGGCAAGAAGGAGAUUGAACAGUUGAAUGGUCAAGUAGAGCAGCUUCAGAACGCCAUAGCCAACCAGCGCAUGUCGCAGAGCCGGACGUCACUCGACGACAGCGAGUACACGACACGUUUCAACCGCCUUAAUGGCGCCAUCAACAACCUGUCUUUCAAUAUCCGCAAAGAUUGGGCCUCGCUACCGGCAUGGCUGGCGCCCUUUGUGAGUCCUGACGCACUCAAGACGGGCAAGCAGGAGAUGACGGCCGUUGGGCGAGCUGUCAUCACGCGCUGGCUCGUAGACGAGAUCUUCAACCGCUGCUUCCACCCGGGCCUGGAUCCGGAGCUCAGCAGACAGCUCAAGGCCAUCGAGCUCAACAUCCGGAACUUUAGCUACACCAUGAACAGCCAGGAGGAGUUUGACGCGCUGACGACCAAGGUAGUGAACUGGCGCAUGGCUACCCUUGAGGGCCUGCAGGACGUGCUCCAAAGCCCCGAGAGCGCCAAUUACAGAAACGAUUUCACGCGACGGGCCACGAGCAACCUGACGGCGUCGCUCUUCCAGUACCUGGUCGACCCCCCACCGGCGGGCGUCGAGGGCAGCGCCAGCAUGAUUGUCGAGCUCGCCGUCGGCAUCGCGAGCAACCUGCCCCUCGAGAGCCGCGACGUUGCCAUCCUCUACCCCUUGCCCGAGCAGCCUAUCCAGCCGGAGCUGAUGGAGGUGGAAAAGACGGGCCUGCCAGCGUUGGAACCCCGCCCGUCCGAUGCGAGCGAGGAGGCGCCGGGGCCGGGAGCGGGAGCGGCGGAUAAUGGUGGCGGUGCCGGUGGUGCUGGAGGAGGCAAGGGCGAAGCGCCUACCAACAAGGACGGUGGCAGCGGCGGCAGCGGCGGCAAGGACCGACGCGGCGACAAGAGAUCGGCUCACCCACCGCCCAAGGACCCGGGCAAGGUGCGCUUCGCCGGAUUCGUCGCCGUCGAAGUGCGUGGCCGACAGGUGCUGGUCAAGGCGCCCGUGUGGACGCUGGGGUGAUUUGUCACUGCGUCGAGGGGCGUGGAAGGAUAAUCGAAUGGAUAUGGCGGGGAUGCGAAGUGAGGCCGCCUUGUAGUGGAUAUUGGGGGAGGGAAGCACGCCAUUGGCAGCUGCUGUGGUGAAAAGAAAGAAGACGAAGUCAAGGAGCUUGGUGUCGCGAGCCGGGCAGAGUGUGGUUCUAGGGGCGGAACGGGAGGAUAUAGGGUGAUCGGGCUGAAUGAUUGGAGAGAAGGGUUACACCUGAAGGUUGGACAAGCCCCGUGGUUCCUCUUCGCUUUUUUUCCCCCUUUUUCGUUCAAUGCUCUUGGGAUGAUGGCUUGCCUCCUGCGGCGGAGGAUGGAUUGUCUUUUUUUUUCGUCCGUGCUAUGCAUGUCGAUAUAUACCCGGAGAAUCUGUCGUGGCAGGUAUGAAGCCAGUACAAAUCGUCUUGCGCAUUAACAGCUGGUAUGAACCAUGGUGUCUGCUUC